AUGUUGAGGAUUGGAGAGGAAAGGGCUAUUGAUUAUGAGACUCUCAUUUAAGCAGAGUAGGCUAGAAACGAGGAAUUAGAAAAUGAUGUGCAAUAACUUAAUGAUGAGAAUGCUAGAUUGAAUGAUGAAAUCAAAAGAUUGAUGGAAGAAUUAGGUAAAUUGUAAUCUUAAGUAUCUGAACUCAGAGAAUAAACUACUAUAAUUGAAUAAUUAAGAUCUGAUUUACAUAAUGUACAACAUCAAUUAGAUUUGAAAUUACAACAAAUUGAUGAUCUAAAUCAUGAUGUCUAAACAAGAGAUGCUGAAUUAUUUAAAUUAUAAGGAGGAUCUUCAGUUACUAUUGUUACUGAGAAUAAGUUAUUGUAGAUGUAGAGUGAAAUUGAUAGAUUACAAUCACUUCUUAAGUAAAGAGAAGCUGAAUUAGAUGGUUGGAGAUUGAAAUAUUCAUCCCUUGAAAAGGUUAACAUUUAAUUAAGAACUGAAAAUGCAAGUAUCGACUCAUUGUAAGGAACUAUCAAGACUUUGCAAUAGGAAUUAGCAUCAAAGCAAGAGAGAAUCAAUCUUAGAGAUGAUAAGAUUAAAUAAUAAGAUGAUAUUAUUGAUUAAUUAUAGAAUGAGUUAAAUCAUCUUUAAGGAUUGAAAUUAGAAGUUGAGAAUCUUAAACAAUAAGUACAUUUUAAGGUUCAAGAACUUACUACUUGCAAAGAAAAGUUAGCAGCUGCUUUGAGAGAAGUAGGAGCUUUACGUUUAUAUAAAGGAGAAGUACAAGUACUUGAAUCAGAGAAGUAAUUACUUAGAGACGAAGUUGAUCAUUUGAGAGGUGAAAUCUAAAAGAGAUUGUUGGAAGUUGAAGAGCUCUCAUUUAUUAAAGCAUCAUAAGAAGCUUAAUUAAAAUAAAUACCAUUCUUAGAAGAUGAAAUAUCAACAUUGAGAAACCUUUUGGCUGAUGCUAUUUCAGAAAAGGGAAUCUUAUAAACUCAAUUUGGAUAAUUAUAGAAUGAGAAUCUUGCACUUGAUAAUAAAUAUCAUACAUAAGAGGGAGAACUUGAUGAAUUCAAAUUAGAUAACUAAAGAUUAUUAUAAAUCAAUGAUCAUUUGAAUGAGUAAUUACAAAAGGUCAGAAAUGAAAGAAAUCAAUUUGAAAGAGAUGCUGAUCAAUUAGAUAAAACACUUCAUGAUGUUUAAUAAUUAUUGGCUGAUGCUGAAGAAAAGAAUGCAUAAUUAGAAAAAGAAAUUAAAGAAUUAAAAGAUGAAUUAAAUAAAUUAAGAUAACAGAAUUUAUAAUAAGAAUUAGAUUUAUAAGCAAAAGAUAGAUAACAUGAAUAAUAAAGAGUUUAAUAUGAAGGAUAUUUGAAUGAAUUAUAAUUAGAAAUUCAAAGAAAGGAAUAAUUAAUUAAGAAUUGGAAGGAUAAGUAUUUACAAUCUGAAUAACUGGUGUCUGACUUAUAAUUUACAGCUGAACUCUUAAAAUAAGAAUAAAUCAGAGCUAGACAAUUAGAAUUAGAAAUUGAAAGAUUGAAGCAAAGGUAAUUACAUUAACCACCACCUUAAAUUGAACAUAUUGUUGAUUAGGAUGAAAUCAAUCAACUUAGAAAAUAAAUUUAGGAACUUCACAGAGAAAACUUUGACUAAUACUAAUAAAUUUAGAAACUUAAGUAAUAAAUUGAAUAAUUAAAUAAUCACAUUAAUAUCCUUGAAAAUGAAAAGCAUUUAUAUAUCUAAGAAAUAGAUAGAUUGAAGACUUAAUUGAAUAUGAAGGUUGAAGAAAAUGAAUAAAUGAGAGCCAAAAUGAACGACCUCAAUUAAACCAUCUUUAAUUUAAAGCAUUUAGAAUCAAGAGUUCCUGAGUUGGAAUAAACAAUUAAUUUAUUAAGAUAACAUUCAUAAGAUUUGAUUCAAUAAUUGAAUGUCAAGACAAAAGAAUAUGAAGAUCUCUACGGAAGAUACUUCGAUAAAUCUUUAGAAGCUAAUCAAGUUAAUUAAUUAUAAUUAUCAAAUAAUAAAUUAGAUAUUGUAAGAUAAGAAGAAGUCUAAAAUAGAGAAAAUGUUAAGACAGAUCUUAAUAAGGUUGGAGUAGACAAUGAUAGAUUGAGAAGAGAGAAAGAGUACUAUGAGAGUAAAUAUAAGUAUUUGCUCCUUGAAGUUGAAUAUUUAUAAAGAUUGAAAGCUGAAUCUCUUUAGUAAGAUCCUUUGUUGGAAUUGAGAGGAGGAAACCAAGAUGAUGUCAAUGAGGAUAUUGCUAAUUUGGAAAGAUAACAAUAGGUUUUAUAAGAUCAAUUAGCCAAAUUAUAAUCGUAAAAUGAAUAGAAGGAUAAAGAGAUUGAUGAUCUCAAUGCUUAAUUGAGACAAUUAUAAGCAGAAAACAUUCAAGACUUAUAUAAUAAACUUCAAUAAUAAUACAGUUUAUUGUAAACUUAGAUUACUAAUUUAUAAUAAAGCAGUAGCAAUUCUUCAGCUGAAAAGGAUAAUUAUAUCAAUGAAUUAGAAUCUCAUAUUAAUGAUUUAUAAAAUCAACUCUAACAAUUAGAUUAAUAAAGAUCAAAGUAAAUUGGAGAUCUGUAGGCAUAAUUGUAAAAGUUAUUAGAUGAGAAUAAUAAAUUGAGACAAUAAUUAACUGAUUUGACUAAUAAGUUUAAUUCUUAAGUAUCAGAGAUGAACUCCAUGUAGAAAGUCAUUGAAUAAUUGAAUGGUUUCUAAAAUGAAUUUAUUAAAUACAAGGCUUUAUACGAAAGAGAAUGUUUAGUCACUGCUGAUUUAAAGGAUCAAUUAGGUUAAUUAGAUAAAUAGGCUAGACAAUUAGCUGCAGAGAGAGAUAAUCUCUUGGAUAGAAUUGCCAAAUUACAAGCUGAAAUUGAGUAAUUAGGAAAGCAAAUAUAAGUUAAGAAUGAUGAAAAUGCAGCUUAAUCUAAGACUGUAUCAACCUUAGAAGGAUAAGUUGCUUAAUUAAAGCCUCUUGAAGCUGAAAACUAAAGAUUGAAAUAAUUAAUUGAUCAACAAACCAAAGAAUUAGGAGACUUAAGAUAAAAGUUGGCUGAUUUGCAAUUAGCAGCUGAUGAUGCCAAUAAAUAGAAAACUUAAUUCCAAUAAUUAUAUAAUUCAGUCAAUGGAGAGUUUGAACAAUUAAAGAAUAAGUUUGCAGCCAAAGAUAAUGAAAUUAAUGCAUUGAAGGCAUCGAACACAAAACAAGAAUCAAUUGUUAAAUAAGUUAAGGUUAUUGAUAAUACCAAUCCAAAUGAUUUGAAAACUUUGUAAGAUCAAAUUGCUUAGAGAUCAAAAGAGAAUGAAGAAAUUAAAAAGAAAUUCAAUCAAAUGGAUGUUGAAUUAUAGAAGGUAAAGAAAGAUAAUACAGAAAUUAGUAAAUUGUAAUAAGCAAUUCAAGCAAAAGACAAAGAAUUAGAUGAUUUGAAGAAGAAACUUGACAAAUUCUCAUAGGAUUCUUCAAAUCUAGAAAAGUUGAAGAAAGAAUUAGAAGCUAAAGUGAAUAGCUUAAAUUCUGAUUUGAACACAAGCAAGAAGAACUUUGAUAACCAAUAAAAUGAUAUCAAGAAAUUGAAUCAAUAAAUCAAUGAUUUAUAAAAUGAAAUCAAGAGACAAUAGAAUAUAAUUUCCAAUCAAACAUCUGAUUUGUAAACUUGGAAUAACAAGUAUGCCUCUGUAGUGAAAGAUUUGAGAUCAGAUAAUCCUCCUUAAAGUACAAAUCAAACUAAUCAAUUCACUACAACCAUUACCACAUAAGUGAAUAAACAACCUUAGACAUCUUAUUAAUAGAUAGAUGAUAGUCAAUCAAAUAGAUCCAGUGGCUAUAGAUAAAAUUUAUUCCCAACAGCUUCAUAGGUCUAAUAAACAAACACUCAAAAACCAGUGACAGCUUCAUCCAUUUAUUAGUCUGGCUCAUCCAGUUAACAACCACCAUCAUAAACAUCAUCUUCCUAAAUUAUGAAUUAAACAUCAACAACCACAACUAGAAGUUAUGCAAGACGUUAUUGA
This is a messenger RNA of Paramecium tetraurelia, 3987 nucleotides long. RefSeq lists its product as uncharacterized. The transcript has 5 exons. The record is from RefSeq and is a predicted model, not a curated record. NCBI's taxonomy places the organism in Eukaryota, Ciliophora, Oligohymenophorea, Peniculida, Parameciidae.